Molecule: messenger RNA, 11375 nt
Organism: Drosophila simulans
Lineage: Eukaryota; Metazoa; Arthropoda; Insecta; Diptera; Drosophilidae
Gene: scrib
Product: protein lap4
Exons: 23
Coding region: 580-8244 (2554 amino acids)
Biological process (GO): neurotransmitter receptor transport postsynaptic membrane to endosome; neurotransmitter receptor transport, endosome to postsynaptic membrane
Cellular component (GO): adherens junction; postsynaptic density; postsynaptic membrane
Molecular function (GO): protein binding
Source: RefSeq, a predicted model, not a curated record
AUGAACGUAUGCGAAGAUACCUCGUCGAUGGUAGAGGAGUGUCACCUUUUUCGUGGUUUUUCCACAGCGUCACACUGCAAAGAGUUGUUGUUGCGCGCGGGCGGACGACGAGAAAAAAUUGGAAACGCGGAUGAAAACAACGGUUGAUUUUCACCCAACGCUCGUGAUUUUCGACCGCUUUUGAGUGUGGAAGCGAAAAAAACCGCCUGUUUUUUAACUGCAUGCGUGCGUGCUAGUGUGUGUGUGUGUGCGCGCGUGUACGUGUUCGUAAUUUAGACGCGCUGCUCGCCGCGAUUUCUGUUGUUCUGUGUGGCUCCUGUAACUACAUGAAAAAAUGUGGGCGAAACGUGUGCGAUAAAUAAGAGCCCGAGAUAGCGAAAGAAAGUGUCCAACUAGCAGUCUGCUAACAAGGCGCUGUCGAUGUCCGCCAGCUAGCCAAGUGCAGAGACAUCCUACGAUCGAAACGAGCUAACGUUACAGUAGAACACCCCCUCCUUUUUCCCCUCAAACAAUCGAAAAGCCGGCAAGACGACGUCCAAGAAGAAGCAGUCGCAGCCGACGCGGCCGAAGACGAGCAGCAUGUUCAAGUGCAUUCCCAUCUUCAAGGGCUGCAACCGGCAGGUGGAGUUCGUGGACAAGCGCCACUGCUCCCUGCCGCAGGUGCCCGAGGAGAUCCUCCGGUACUCCCGUACGCUGGAGGAGCUCUUCCUGGACGCCAACCACAUCCGGGACUUGCCCAAGAAUUUCUUCAGAUUGCAUCGCCUGAGAAAGCUGGGACUGAGUGACAAUGAAAUUGGCCGCCUGCCGCCGGAUAUACAAAACUUUGAAAAUCUCGUCGAGCUCGACGUUUCACGCAAUGAUAUACCCGACAUUCCCGACGAUAUCAAGCAUCUGCAGAGCCUGCAGGUGGCCGAUUUCAGUUCGAACCCGAUACCCAAGUUGCCCUCGGGCUUCUCCCAGCUAAAGAACCUGACCGUCCUGGGCCUCAACGACAUGUCGCUCACCACAUUGCCAGCGGAUUUUGGCAGCCUGACUCAAUUGGAAUCCCUGGAGCUUCGCGAGAAUCUGCUCAAGCACCUGCCCGAGACAAUAAGCCAGCUGACGAAGCUGAAGCGUCUGGAUCUGGGCGACAACGAGAUCGAGGAUCUGCCACCCUAUCUGGGUUAUCUGCCGGGUCUGCACGAGCUUUGGCUGGAUCACAAUCAGCUGCAGCGAUUGCCGCCAGAGCUGGGACUCCUGACCAAACUGACCUACCUCGAUGUCUCCGAAAAUCGACUGGAGGAGCUGCCCAACGAGAUCAGCGGACUGGUCAGCCUGACGGACCUCGAUCUGGCCCAGAAUCUGCUCGAGGCACUGCCCGAUGGCAUUGCCAAGCUGAGCAGACUGACCAUCCUGAAGUUGGAUCAGAAUCGAUUGCAGCGGUUGAACGAUACGCUCGGAAACUGCGAGAACAUGCAGGAGCUGAUUCUGACCGAGAACUUUCUCUCCGAGCUGCCCGCCUCCAUUGGCCAGAUGACCAAGUUGAGCAAUCUGAACGUGGAUCGCAAUGCCCUGGAGUACCUGCCCCUGGAGAUUGGCCAGUGUGCCAAUCUGGGCGUGCUGAGUCUGCGGGACAACAAGCUGAAGAAGCUGCCGCCGGAGCUGGGCAACUGCACCGUGCUGCAUGUGCUCGAUGUGAGCGGGAAUCAGUUGCUGUAUCUGCCCUACUCGCUGGUCAAUCUGCAGCUGAAGGCCGUCUGGCUGUCGGAGAAUCAGUCGCAGCCGCUGCUCACCUUUCAGCCGGACACGGAUGCGGAGACGGGCGAACAGGUGUUGUCUUGCUAUCUGCUGCCCCAGCAGGAAUACCAGCCAAUUACCCCAGACUAUCCACCCAUGACGCUUUAUAGAUCAAGCGAAAAAUUUGAUUCGACGGAAUUCUUCAGUUAUCAGCAAAAAGCCCGUGACCUGGAAUCCGAUUCGGAGCCGUUCGAGGAGCGCGAACCGUCGCGCACCGUGGUUAAGUUCUCGGAGGAGGCCACCCAGGAGAAGGACACGCCCUUCGUGCGCCAGAACACGCCGCAUCCCAAGGAUCUCAAGGCCAAGGCGCAGAAGCUGAAGGUGGAGCGCAGUCGGAACGAGGAGCAUGCCAAUCUGGUCACCCUUCCGGAGGAGAACGGCACCAAGUUAGCCGAGACCCCAACCGAGACCCGAACCGUUGCAAACAAUCACCAACAGCAGGCACACCCAGUGCAGCAACCGAUCGUUGGUGUAAAUUCCAAGCAACCAGUGGUUGUGGGUGUAGUCACUCCAACCACGACGACAGUCGCCCCAACCGGCGUACAGGGUGGCUCAGAGGGAGCCAGCUCCACCGCCAACAAUGUGAAGGCGGCAACAGCAGCUGUGGUGGCUGAAUUAGCAGCCACUGUUGGUGGAGGUGAUGAGGUCCUGGAUGAUGACGAGCAGGAGGAUGAGUUUGAAUCCGAUCGCCGCGUGGGUUUUCAAGUGGAGGGCGAAGAUGAUGACUUUUACAAGAGGCCACCCAAAUUACACAGAAGGGAUACUCCGCACCACCUGAAGAAUAAGCGUGUCCAGCAUUUAACCGACAAGCAAGCCAGUGAAAUCUUGGCCAAUGCCCUAGCCACCCAGGAGCGGAACGAUACCACACCGCAGCACUCGCUGUCCGGCAAAGUGACAUCACCAAUUGAGGAGGAGGAGCAGCUGGAGGUAGAGCAGGAGCAGCAACAGCAGCAGCAUCCCUUCGACUCCUCGCUCUCGCCCAUUUCGGCUGGGAAAACAGCAGAGGCUAGCACCGACCCAGACAACUUGGAUGGCGUUACGGAGCUCCGUUUGGAGCAGUACGAAAUCCACAUCGAGCGCACUGCAGCUGGAUUGGGCCUGAGCAUUGCCGGUGGCAAGGGCUCAACGCCCUUUAAGGGUGACGAUGAUGGCAUCUUCAUAUCAAGGGUUACCGAGGCGGGACCCGCUGAUUUGGCUGGCCUUAAAGUGGGCGACAAGGUUAUCAAGGUCAACGGUAUUGUUGUCGUGGAUGCGGAUCACUACCAAGCGGUGCAGGUGUUAAAAGCCUGCGGUGCCGUACUUGUUUUGGUGGUACAGCGUGAGGUGACUCGCUUGAUUGGCCACCCCGUGUUUAGCGAGGAUGGCAGUGUGUCCCAAAUCUCGGUCGAGACGCGACCACUGGUGGCGGAUGCCCCUCCAGCUGCAUCCAUUAGCCACGAGCGUUACAUCCCGGCACCCAUUGAAAUUGUGCCCCAACAGCAGCACCCACAGCAAGAGCAACAGCAGCCCAUUCAGCAGGUGGCCCCAUCGCAUAGCUAUUCGGGCAACGUGUUUGCCACACCCACUGCCGCACAAACAGUGCAGCCUGCUGCGACUGCUGCGCCCAACGGAUUGCUACUGAAUGGCAGGGAGGCGCCACUGAGCUACAUCCAGCUGCACACAACGCUCAUCCGCGAUCAGAUUGGCCAAGGACUAGGCUUCAGCAUUGCGGGCGGAAAGGGGUCGCCGCCGUUCAAGGACGACUGCGAUGGCAUUUUCAUAUCCCGCAUCACGGAGGGCGGACUAGCGUACCGCGAUGGGAAAAUUAUGGUGGGCGACCGGGUGAUGGCGAUUAACGGCAACGAUAUGACUGAAGCCCAUCAUGACGCAGCCGUCGCCUGUUUGACUGAACCGCAGCGAUUUGUGCGUUUGGUGUUGCAACGCGAGUACAGAGGUCCACUGGAACCACCGACGAGUCCGCGAAGUCCGGCAGUGCUUAACUCAUUGAGCCCCUCCGGAUAUCUGGCCAACCGACCAGCUAAUUUCAGCCGAUCGGUGGGGGAAGUUGAGCAGCCGUACAAGUACAACACCCUGGCUACGACCACGCCCACACCGAAGUCCACUGUGCCAGCUAGUAUUAGCAACAAUAAUAACACUCUGCCCAGCAGCAAGACCAAUGGAUUUGCCACCGCUGCUGCCACGAUAGACAGUUCCACGGGGCAACCGGUGCCCGCUCCCCGUCGCACCAACUCCGUUCCAAUGGGAGAUGGAGACACUGGGGCGGGCUCCACCACCAGUGGCGAUUCUGGCGAGGCUCAGCCCUCCUCGUUGCGACCGCUGACCAGCGAUGAUUUUCAGGCGAUGAUCCCGGCACACUUCCUCAGCGGCGGCAGUCAGCAUCAGGUGCAUGUGGCCCGGCCCAACGAGGUGGGCGUGAGUGCCGUCACGGUGAAUGUGAAUAAGCCUCAGCCGGAUCUGCCCAUGUUCCCGGCGGCACCUACCGAACUUGGCCGCGUCACCGAGACGAUCACCAAGUCCACGUUCACGGAGACGGUGAUGACGCGCAUCACCGACAAUCAGUUGGCGGAGCCGCUUAUCAGUGAGGAGGUUGUGCUGCCCAAGAACCAGGGCUCCCUGGGAUUCAGCAUCAUCGGCGGCACGGAUCAUUCCUGUGUGCCCUUCGGCACUCGAGAGCCUGGCAUUUUUAUAUCGCACAUUGUGCCCGGCGGGAUUGCCUCCAAGUGCGGCAAGCUGCGCAUGGGCGAUCGCAUAUUGAAAGUCAACGAGGCGGAUGUUUCCAAGGCCACACAUCAGGAUGCGGUUCUGGAGCUGCUGAAGCCAGGUGAUGAAAUCAAGCUGACCAUUCAACACGACCCACUGCCGCCAGGAUUCCAGGAAGUGCUACUCAGCAAGGCGGAGGGCGAACGUUUGGGCAUGCACAUCAAGGGCGGCUUGAAUGGCCAGCGCGGUAAUCCCGCCGAUCCCUCCGACGAAGGCGUCUUCGUGUCCAAAAUUAACUCGGUCGGUGCGGCCAGACGGGACGGAAGGCUUAAGGUGGGCAUGCGUCUCCUCGAGGUUAAUGGACACUCGCUGCUGGGCGCCUCGCACCAGGAUGCGGUCAAUGUGCUGCGCAACGCUGGCAACGAGAUUCAAUUGGUCGUCUGCAAAGGCUACGACAAGUCCAAUUUAAUUCAUUCCAUUGGCCAGGCCGGCGGCAUGAGCACUGGCUUCAACUCGUCUGCAUCCUGCAGCGGUGGCAGUCGCCAAGGCUCGCGUGCAUCGGAAACGGGCUCGGAACUGAGCCAGAGUCAGAGUGUAUCCAGCUUGGACCACGAAGAGGAUGAGCGUCUGCGACAGGACUUCGAUGUCUUCGCCUCGCAGAAGCCAGAUGCACAGCAGCCAACUGGACAAUCGGUCCUGGCAGCUGCUGCUGCCAUGGUGCAUGGCGCCUCGUCGCCCACACCACCUGCUGCCACCUCCAAUACAACUCCCUUACCCACAGCCGCGCCAGUGGCAUCUGCUGAUUUAACAGCACCGGACACGCCAGCCACCCAGACCGUGGCGCUCAUUCACGCAGAACAGCAGGCCCAUCAACAACAACAGCAGCAGCAGCAGACGCAGCUGGCGCCUUUGGGUCAGGAGAAGAGCACCCAGGAGAAGGUGCUGGAAAUUGUACGCGCGGCUGACGCCUUCACCACCGUGCCACCAAAGUCGCCAUCGGAGCACCACGAGCUGGAUAAGAUACAGAAGACGACGACGGUUGUCAUAUCGAAGCAUACGCUCGACACGAACCCAACCACCCCCACAACGCCGGCGGCGCCUCUUCCCAUCGCUGGAGCAGAGUCAGCGAACUCGACUGGUGCUCCUUCUCCAGCUGUUCCUGCAUCCAUGCCCGGCUCAGCGCCAGUUCUUCCUGCCGUGGCCGUGCAGACACAGACGCAAACGACCUCCACGGAGAAGGAUGAAGAGGAGGAGUCGCAACUACAGCAACGAGGCACCCAGACUCCAGAUCGCCUGGCACCCGGAGCACGUUACUCCUACCAGCAGAUGCUGGAGUCGCAGGAGGAGAAUCGAACUUCUGGCAAAGCCACCCAGGCGAAGCCCAAGAAGGCGGAGCCCGUGUACAUCAUAGAUGACGAGGACGAUGAGGAUGAUGAUGACGCAGAUUCCCAGCGGCUGGACGACAUCGACGCUAUCCAAGAGGAGGAAGAAGAGGAGGACACGGAGAGCUCUCCGCCCUUGGAAGUGCAGUCACCACCUUCCUAUGCAGACACUGAUUCCGAUACCUUCGACCGUCGACGUGGCCGAUAUACCAGUGACUCGGAAAGCGACUGCCGGCCGUACAAACCAUCGAGAUCGGGACGCAGUACGCCAGAAUACGGUGGUCAUCGCAAGUCUGUAAGCUUCGAUCUCAGUGGGGACGAGCGCUCCAGGUCGGACUACGAGCGAUCCCGCUCCCGCACUCCAGAUGGUUAUACUAGGGCCUACGAUUCAGAGCAGGAUACUCGAGGAUCGGGUCGUAAUCGUCUGCCGCGGAAAGGCAUCUUGCGGGCCACGAGUCCUUGCCCCACGCUGGAAAAAUCUGAACCCAUUGUGCCAGCAGUGGCACGCAUCCGUGAUGUGGAAUCGCCGCAACUUCAACGCGUUUCACGGGCCACUUCCCCGGAUCGACCCGGCGAACUGGAGCGGGAAAAUCCUUUCCGUCAUCCCACUUCCGAGGAUGAUGAGUACACGCGGAUAGCGAAGGAGGUCAGCAAAUCGCCUCGGUCGCCGCGCUCCACGCGCGAGCAGUUCUUCUUUGGGUCUUCGAGAUCCAGUGAGGAUCUGCUGGAGCAAUCCCAGUCACUAUCCAGCGGUCGCAGCACUCCCAACACAGUGAUCUCCAAGUCCACGGAGAACCUUACCGGCACGCGGCCAAAGAUACCUCCACCCACCGCUCCAAAACCGCAAUUAAAGAAGGCGAACCUGGUGCGAAAUGUAGCACUGGAAACAUUCCAGGCCAGCGAUGUGGGACAAGGUGAUUUUACGGUAUUCGAGCACGAUGCCAGCACGAAUACGAUCCAUCCCGUGGAGGCCAAAGUUCCCGUCAGGGUGUCAACCAAGACGAAACCGAGUCGCCCGAGGGAAUCACCACCACCGCCGCCAGUGAAUUUCGCCACCCUGCCGAAGUUGCCGAGCACGCCAACUUUGCGAGAGGCGGAGGAGUCCAUCUACAUGGAGGCCCUGCCGCCGACGCCCUCGCAGCUUCGGCCUCACGAAUUCGUGCACGAGAACUCACCGGACAAUAUUCUGGUCUCGCCGCAGGAGCACCGCGAGUAUUUGCUGCGUGAGAACGAGCUGAGGAAUCAGUUGAGGGCCCCCUAUGAACCCGCUCCACCUGUACCCAUUGUCGGCGGCGGAUAUUCGGUAACGAAUCCCUUUCUAGAUAGUUUCGACACCGACAUUGACAGCCUGCCAUUGCCACCACCGCCCACACCGCCUGCCCAACACCAACAUACACGUCAUUUGCAUGAGCCGCCGCAGUUUCCGCAGUUCGCGCCACCACUAACCGCUAACGCAUCCACGUCUCCAUCUUGUUCUUCCAAUGCUGCUUCUGCUGGUGGCGCCACUAACCGCUUGAUGGAUUCGCCGCAACGACAGCUGCUGGUCGCCGGGUCGUCCACCCAGAUCUUUCCCACGGCCCAGAUACUGCCCGUGCAGUAUGCCAGUCUGCCGCAACCGCAGCAGCCCAACACGCUCACCCUUAAGACCGUUUCCCCCACUUCGUCCCACGACCCCAAACAGCCCCUUUUCAACCUGGUACUCCUGCCCGGCGACCAGGUGGCCAACAAAUCCUCGCCAGCAAUGCUCUACCUGCAAACGGUGAGUGAAUCAAGUGCCAAGCCCCGGCGGGGGCCACCACCUCCUCCGCCCGUUACCGUGACCUCACCCACGCCCUCGUAUGCCGCCAUGAAGUUCCCGACCUUCUCGGAAAUAGUUGUCAGUCCCGAUGCGAAUAGCAAUUACCAAAAUAUGACCACUGCUCGCGUUGGCGUCUCGAAUUCCUCGCUGGCCCACAGCACCAGUUCCUUUUCCAUUGGCUCAUCCAGCUCUUCGCUUCUUAUGACCAAAAAUUCGUCCUUAGGAGAAGGUGGUGUGCCAUCCAGUUACUACGAGACAGCCGAGGAGAUCUACUCCACCAUCGAGGAGGAGGCCAUCUACAGUAACACCUCCUUCUUUGAUUCGCGUCGAAGCAGUGACACUUCGGUAUCCUGUCGCGCCUCCAAGUCGCCUACUCCUCCUCCUCUGCCUCCCAAGCGACCUUUGAAGCCCACCAAGUUGCGUACCGCCCCCGCUCCACCGCCAGUGGCCCAAAAGCCCCAUGGCCUGAGGGGCAUGGCCAGUUUCAAGCUGCGCUCCCAAUCCCAGCCGCAGCUGGAGGGGGCGUGGCAACAGCCCGCUCUACCUCGAACGCCCACGACGCCAACUGGCAAAGAGACAACGGUGUGAAUUAGAGUUGGAAUGAAAUCUAUGAAUAAAUCUAAAGUAUUUCCAAAGAAACAUUACCCAGUUAAUACUACUAAUUCAAUUGUAAAAAAUAUCAGCCCAUUCCGCUACAAAUACUUCAGUACAAAAUCUUCUUAAGUGAGUUCACCAAUAACAUAAAACCUUAAACAAAAUAGUGACAAGAAAUACCCAUAACAAUAAAUACUAAAUGCAAAACUACUUUAGCAAUAAAUCAAUAUAAAAUCUAAGAGCUUUAUUGGUCAGCGAACUCAAGGUUUCAAAACCAAAAUGGAUCAAAAAUAUCGAGGAAUAGUCGCCAAAUGCGAUUUUAGAUUUAUUCCUCUUCAAAAAUCGAUCCACCCCCGGUAGACCGCCAUGCAACCACUUGCUAUCGGUGGCUUUCAACGAUGACGAUGCAUUUAAUUGCUCCUAAGCUGACCGCGGACCUUCCCAUUCCCGUUCUUCCCUCGUUCUCUCUUUUCGUCCAUGUCUCUGCUCAUACAUUUUAAUUAAAUUCUAACACCUUUUUGCCAUCAAUUAAAUUGCCCAGCCCCUUGCGUUUUUCUUGCUCUCUUUGUUACUGGCAUCGACUGCAAUUUUCAAUAUUUUCAUUCCACUCGCUCGCAAUUUAAAUUGAUUGAUUUGUGGGUAGUGUCUGAGCUCCGAACCUGCUGAACUUGCAGGCAGGCGGGCUGGCAGAUUGGGUGGCACACCUUUCCUGCUAAUUAGAUGCAACUUUCUGUUGACUUUCGAGACGCCCUCGACCCCCAUCGAGCGUGUACUACCUACUUUGCCACAAAAUUGCAGUUGAAAUUGAGCAGCAAGCGGUUGAAGUUUAAUGGGCGCCACCUCGUCCUCCUGCUCCUGCACGUGCUGUCACCCGCUCACCUGGCAACCUCCCCCCGAGUCUCGGGACAAGUUUAAUUUGACGUUGAUUGAAACAGUUGGCUGCUUAUGGUCGCCCACCUGCAGUUACCACGCCCACCGGGCCAUUAAUUUUUGCUACUGCUGAUGCCGCCGCUGCCCAUUUUUAUUAUUGCCUUUUGUUUUGGGAAAACAAAAUACAAAAAAACGAAAAUACGAAGAAAAACGAGGGGAAGGAAAAUAAUACACGAAAACCGAACGAAUAAAUAAGUAGUAUAACGAAGAGAAAUACCUGAGUAUAAAAUGAAGUAACAGAAAAACAGACAGAAAACACAAUUUUACAAUUUAUAAAGUUAAUUUCGCCCUAGCGCUGCUAAGUUGAUUUUAAUGCUAAUUUAUUUUAUCAAGACAAAGAAGCAAGCUGAACAUUUUUAAUUGCAUACCUUAAGGCAAAUAAACAUUGCGUAUUAUUCUUAUUUGCGUUUCGUGGGCUCUUUUCAUUUUGUCUUGUCCCCCCGGCCAUGUAUUGUGUAAACAAGGCUUUGAGUACUCGAAAAACGAUUGCUUGAAUGGGAGCGAUAACCCAGUACCCAAGUGGUGUGGCCAGUGACCUUGACUCACUUAGCAUUUGUAUCUAAUUGCGUCGUGACCCCAAUUGGCCAAGAGGCAGGCACUGACUGCCUCGCGACCUGUCGCUUUCGCACCUGGCCCUGCACUGAUUUGGCUGUCGACUGGUUGCCCCUUUUUAAUGUCCCAUACCUCGGCUGGGUUCUCUUUGUUGCAAUCUUAUCGCAAAGCACUCGUAAUUGCCUAGAGAUAAAAAAAGAGUUGGUUACCCCUUAUCAACGCCUUAUCUUUCACCCACUAACACUGCUCGCAUGGUCUGAAUAAUUCAAUGGCUUAUUGGCUUUUAAUGCGCUGGCCAUUUUGGCCCUCACACACUUAUACACACUGGGACAUCUCUGGGAUCGGUUAACACACACAUACACACACACAUUCUCAACACUUUCAUGGCUCAAUAAAUUCCUAUUAGCUGACUGCUGAGCAGGGCAAAAAGCAGCUCCUCCAGCACUGGAGACUGAUGCUGAUAAACCAGCUCCGUAGCUGCCCUACUCCUCCAUGUUGUUGGCUCUGCGCAUUGACUUUAAUUGAAAAUCGAAAAAUCCGAUACGAAAUUAAUUUCUCUUCUAAAAAUACAGCUCAGUUAAGCUGGCACUCCUGCUGCUUUCACUUUUUCCCCAUGCACUUGUCCUGCCCUCCACUCCUCCACGCCAUCGCCCUUGGUUCUACGGCUUGGUUUAUUUAUGAGCUCUCGGACUGGUGUGGUCUGAUGGUCUGGCUGCUUCUUACUGCUCCUGGCUGGAGGGUCGAGUCGAACCCCACUAGUUUGGUAUAAGGUUGCAAUUUGUGCAGUUUAACGCUGGCCUUUGCCCUGUUUGCCUUUGUUUCGUCUGGGUCCUCGGGAAAGGGUCUUCCUCCUUCUGCCCGCUGUCCUUUCCCACCCGACUGCUGCCAUUUAAUGACUUUGUCGUCGUAGUCGCAGUCAUCGUUGCUCUGCAGGCACUAACUAUCCAGCCCGGGUUGGCUUUAUCUGGCCACUGUGUCUCAUGUUGCCCAGCACGAGGAAUUGCAUGAAAGCAUAAAACCGACAGUACACACGACUUUGGGUGAUAAAUGGCCAGCUCCGGUUUGGUUCGUUCCGUUCUAACCCACGCAGCUGUAAUUUGCGCCCUCUCCAGUUCAAUCCGAACUCAAAUCGCAGCCCAAACUCAAACCCACACCCUACCGUAAAUUAUAUGCCCCGAGUGCAGGACACAGCAGCACAGACCCAAAAAUGUCGGCUUGGUCACUUUAUGAUUGAGCCAGCCUAUGGCUGAUCCUGCUAAACCCGAACCGAAACGCCCUUUCUGGGCGGAACCAGUUCUGCCUGCCGCCUGCCUGACUUUUUAAUAAACUUGUGUAGUGCCAUCAAUUUUCUUUAUGGCCAUUUCGGAUUUUUCAGCGCUCGCUUUGAAAAUUGCAGUUUUUCCCAGUCAUUUAAUUGAAAAUAUGGCUGAGUGCUGCCAGCGUUUCAGUUUUAUCUGUUUAUUGAUUUUUUCUUCGUUAAAUAAAUCCUUGAGAUUUCUCAGCUUUUUUUUGUGUGUGUGUGCGUUGAGUUGCUAACAAAAACGUUUUGCCAUUUUGCAGUCAACACCUGCCAGCAGGGAUGGAGCCGAGGAGCAGCAGGAAGAGGAUAGAGCCAAACCCACUCCGACUAAAGUGCCUAAAUC